Molecule: messenger RNA, 1815 nt
Organism: Ectocarpus siliculosus
Lineage: Eukaryota; Phaeophyceae; Ectocarpales; Ectocarpaceae
Source: the annotation of a GenBank genome assembly
AUGGACCCCCCCGACGAGUUCAGGGCAAAGCAGGUGGCGGAAGGGCUGCCCGCGGACACGCCGCUUCCCCCGUUUUUCUUGCGCGACCUCGAGGCUAACAAGGCCAAGGAGGCGGAGGCGGAGAGGGAGAAGGAGAGACAGGCGGUGCGGUCGAGCAACCCUUACAUGCAGCAGGACGGGCUGCCCAAGUUCGAGACUAUCGCGCCGGAGGCUGCGAAGGAGGCGUUCGACGUUUUGCUGGAGGACCUUGAGACGGGUUUCGCCAAGUUUGAGGAGGAUCUCGUUGACUUCACGUCCGGGGAGUCUUGGCCCAACGUGGUGACGAUCUUCCAGAAGAUGGGGCAGAGCAAGGAGGUCUACGAUGCGCUCAAGUUUCUCCAGGUCCCUGCCUGCCGAAGGCUCAUGACUGAAGCUCAGAUCCGCGUUGUGGAUGCAUCGGUGAAGCAGAUGGAGCUGGGCGGCGUUGGCCUCGAGGGGGAGGCCAAGGAGGAGUUCAACAAGAUCCAGCUCGAGCUCGCGGACCUGUCGACCAAGUUCUCCAACAACGUCCUCGACGCCACCAAGGCCUUCAGCCUGACCCUCACCGACAAGGCUGACGUUGAUGGCCUACCCGCUUCGGCCUUGGGCCUCGCUGCGCAGUCCGCCAAGCUGAUGGGUGACAUGAAGGCCUGGACGGAAACGCUGGAGCUUAAGCUACUCUCCGUUAAGGCGGAGCUGGAGCACUCGAAGGCGGCCGGAGAAGAAGGUGCAACUCCCGAGGAGGGUCCCUGGAGGCUCACCUUGGACAUGCCCAGCUACCUCCCCUGCAUGCAGCACCUGAAGAACAGGGAGGUGAGGGAAAAGGUUUACCGCGCCUUCACGACCAGGGCCAGCAGCGUGAGCGUGGGCGAAGACGGCAAGUCCCUCGACAACGAGCCGCACAUCGCUCGCGUGCUCGAGCUCAAGAAGACCAUGGCGAGCCUGCUGGGCUACGGGAGCUACGCCGAGGUGUCCUUGGCUUCGAAGAUGGCGGAUAGCGUUGAGGCCGUGGACGACCUGACCGCGAUGCUGAGGGAGAAGAGCUACCCCGCCGCCGAACGCGAGCUGGAGGAGCUUAGGGCGUACGCCAAGGAAAAGGGGAACGACGAGGAGCUCACGCUGUGGGACGUCGCUUUCUGGAGCGAGCGUCGGAAGGAGGAGCUGUACGCCUUCAGCGAGGAGGACCUCCGCCCCUACUUCUCCCUGCCCGAGGUGCUGGAGGGCAUGUUUGACUUGGCCGGGCGGCUGUUCGGGGUAUCUAUUACCCCGGCGGACGGGGAGGCCGAGGUCUGGAACCCGGACGUGAGGUUCUUCAACAUCAAGGAUACGGCCUCCGGGGAACACGUCGCGAGCUUUUACCUCGACGCGUACUCGCGGCCGGAGAACAAGCGCGGCGGGGCGUGGAUGGGCGUGUGCAUCGGGGCCAGCAAGGCUCUGGGGAGGAGCCCCGUGGCGUACUUGACCUGCAACGGGUCCCCCCCAGUGGGGGACACGCCCAGCCUCAUGACCUUCCGAGAGGUGGAAACCUUGUUCCACGAGUUCGGUCAUGGAUUGCAACAUAUGCUCACCACCAUGGUCGACGGGGACUGCGCAGGGAUCAACGGGGUGGAGUGGGACGCGGUGGAGCUGCCUUCGCAGUUCAUGGAGAACUGGUGCUACCACAAGCCCACCGUUGACCAGUUUGCGAAGCACCACGAGACGGGCGAGACCCUCCCGAAGGAGCUCUUCGACAAGCUAUGCGCGCAGCGGACGUACAUGGCGGGCUCGGCCAUGCUCAGACAGCUCUACUUUGGACAG